GCAGACACCAAUAUGGUUGCCGGUUGUUUACUUCGUCCACGUGAGUGGCCGCCGGGUUUAUGAGGCGCGUAUGUAAAUGGUUAUAACUGCGAUCAUUUUAUAAAAUACGCUUGAAGAGUGCAAGAAAAUGUCUCUUUCGGAGAGUAGAAAGAAAAUGUUCCAAUAUUCGCUUUCUCAGAUAGAAACCUGCAUUGAAAAUGGUACGUUCGGCAGGGCGCUCGCACAUUUCUGUGUAGUUUUCAAGCUGCAGCCGUCUACGAAGAACGAUCUCAAAGAGGCAUUCUUGCUCGCAGUAGGUAAACACACCGAUAAAUUGGAAGCCGAGGAAAGAUGGACCGAACUGUUCGAUUGCUACGAGGAACUUCUGAAAGCAUAUUACUCGUGUGAAGAGCUACACCAUUCGCUGGGAGCAUUGUUGUUAAGGCACGGCCACAUAAAAGCGGCAGCAUGCAGUAUACGGAAGGCACUUGAGAUCAACCCAAACUUCACAGCAGCUCGUCAGAGCUUGGAUGGACUGAGGACGUUGCUCAUAGAACGCUGGCACUUCCGGAUGUUGAAUGACUUGUCAAGAAAUGAAGCUUUUCACGAUGCCAUCACAGCUGCUGUCCAGAAGGGUCACAAGAAUAUGCUCGAUAUUGGAGCAGGAACUGGCUUAUUAAGCUUAUUUGCCCUCUCUGCAGGUGCAGACAAGGUGUACUCGUGUGAAAUGUCCUCGACUUCAUGUGAAGUUGCACGCACUGUAUUUGAGGAGAAUGACUUUGGCACCAAAGCCUGCAUAAUUAAUAAGCACUCCACAGAGCUUGCCAUUCCUGGUGACCUUGGUGAGCGCGUCACGCUUGUGGUUACCGAAACAUUUGAUGCUGGUUUGUUUGGAGAACAUGUUCUGAAGAGCCUGAACCAUGCAUGGAAGUACCUUUUGAAUGUGGAACCAUCUGCAUGUUGCCAACCAAAAGCCACCGUGAUACCUGAAAAUGCUGAGGUGUUUGCCUGCCUAGUUGAAAGCCAGUGGAUCAGGAGCAGUCAAAAGGUUAGCAGAGACGUGCUGGAGGACAUUUUGAAGUUGGAAAAUGUUGAACUGAAUGCUGCAAGUGAUGAUGAACAACCAUACGACUCUGAAAAACUGAGCCAGGUGAAGCAUGGCUUCCUGAGGCUUUCUGAACCUUUUCAUCUGCUCUCAGUGGAUUUCAACAGUCACAAAGAAAUUAAAAAUCUUAUCAAAGGCAUACAAUGGAGAGAGAAAGUCUGCUGCACCCAAUCUGGCAUCCUGGACGCUGUUUGCUUGUGGUUUCGGCUCAAAGUUGGAGAUGCGUGGCUGGACACAGGACCAGACUCAAACAGCUGCUGGGAACAAGCCAUAUUCACAGGUCCAAGUGCACAGGUGUCAUGUGGCGAAGUGGUUGAGCUCGCUGUGUCCUGCCAGAGCCACAUCUCCAUGCGCUGCACUUUAGAGUCACCGGGCAAAGCCUCUCAGAAGAAAGUGUUGAGCUUAGAGCCUGCCAUUGUACGUGCAAUUAAUGGACAAGCACAUGCAAUGGCGCAGAUUUCUGAAAAAAUGAGUGGAACACUCGAAGAACGCUCUUCACAAAGUAUACUGGAUAUUUCAAGUAUCCCAAUCCUAGGCUUGCUCCUCGUGCAACGUCAACCAAACUGGAGGCUCACUUGUAUGCAUAACUCAGAUUUGAAAGAUAUUGUUGCCCAUUUUGUGAAGGCUCAUAAGUUGGAAGUGUCUGUUUAUGUAGCAGAAAGCCUGGAGGAACUGUACAGUGACAAACAGAAGCAGUAUGAUGUGUUUAUCGUUAAUGUUUUAGAAUCAUCUGGGCUUUUGCGGCAAGGUAUUCUUGAAGACAUCGCUCUGCUAAGGAAAAGCUGCCUGAAACCUGACGUUACCAUGGUUCCUUCUUCAGUAACUCUCCGUGCUUUACUAGUUGAGAGCGAAACGUUGGAAAAACAGUCACGCCUUGUAUCUGACAGCAGCACCCUUGGCUUCAGAAUUGCAGAUUCCAUCAAUGCUUUUCAGGUACAGAUGCAGCAAGACAUCUGCCUUGCAACACUUCCACAUCGUGCACUGUCUGAUGUAUUCACUUUGCUGGAAAUCAACAUGUCAAACAUUGGAUUUGAUUUGCCUGAAAUCUCAGCAGUUCGGUCUGUGCCCUUGCUGCAAACAGGGCGGAUAUCUGGCUGCUGCUAUUGGUUCGAACAAGAGUGCUUUGGUGGAAUCACUCUGAGCAGCUACAGUGUUGAAGACACAUCUCUGCAAGCAGGUGUUGUGUUUAGCAGUGGUGUGCACGGUGCUGCGGGAACUACAGUAAGGGUUGGGACAUCAUGUGUGGACAGUAACAUCAACAUCUGGCUUGACAAUGUCAAAAAUGAGAAAGUGUUGCAGUAAAGGUCUUGGUGUCAAAAAAGUGUCUUUUGUAUUGCUGCAGCAAUUUACCUACACUUGGUGACAACCUAACUAUUCACUACAAGCUCCGCCGACAAAAUUGCAGUGCACCUACCUUCUGUGCAUCUGGUCUCUGAAGCAUAGUUCCAAUAAGAGGCAGAUUUUGAAAAAAAGUUGUGAGAAUCAGCCUCUCAUUGGAAAAAGCGCAUGAAUACCCUGCCCAUUUUCCUUCCUCGCAUGUGUGAGAAGACGGCGCCACAUAAAACCACUGUCCAUCUCAGCUCACCCUCGUACUUACAGUGAACAGUGGGCGGCCACGAUCUUAUCGCACUUAGGUUUUAUACGAAGUGCCACGCCGACGCCGACGGCGAAAGUUUGCCUGCAGUGUCCAUGUAAUUGCUCUCGCAAUAAAAGCUUGGCAUUUUCACUCGGAUUGUAAAGCGCUGACUGCGAUAGCAAGGUUCAGCGUUGCGCUUGAACUUGUCGGACGGUGUUCUAACCAUACACAGACGCGGCAUACGUGGGUGUGCCAGAAUUUAUGGUGCCUUUAAAAGCUUUAAGACGCAGUGUAGAGCCUGUAAUGAUAUCGCACGGGUGCCACUACGUUGCCCGUAAAGAGCCGUGCCACCAAAAUUACAUCAAUUUCAGGUUUGAGCACUAGCUGAUAAUGUUAUGUUAUAUCAUUAUAUCAUGUUAUAUCAUAUUAUUAUAUCAUGUUCUAUGUUAUAUCAGAAUGAUGAUUCUAUGCGAAGAGAACCAAGUGCAUAUUGUGUCAUAGCCGUCAGUAAUGUUUUGUUGAUGCCAUUUAAUUUUAAUUAAUUCCAUUUAGCAAAUGUUUUAAUUACUGCUCUCAAUGUCAUGCUGUCAAUGAAGAAUUUGUAGGAAAUUGAAAGGAACUUAAAGCUGCAUUGUUUUCAGCGAGGUACAUUUUGCUGGUUUAUUUUUUUCUGGCUGAUAAAGAAAGCCCACAAAAAUGGAAAAAUAUCGCAUGGCUAACCAUCUGCUCGCAUCAAAAAGCAGUGACCUCAAACAAGCUCCAUAGCAGUUAAUGGCAGAGCUGACACUUUAUCUGAUGCACCCUACCCACGACAGUGUGGUGCCUUGGUGUUUAUAAGGAAAUAGUGCUCAUAACUGGCACAUGGUUGAUCCAUCGUGGAAAGAGUGUGCUCACUAACUGUGUCUAGGUAAACAAAACAAGUCUUCAUCAUGGUUUACAAAAAAGUGGCACUUCGGCACCGGUAGCGAAAAUAGCAGACAGCAUGCUUGGCCAUUCUAAGGAAAAAAAAGAAAGCAUAAAUUGGAAAUGAACAGUGGUGACAGUGAUUGAGUUAGAGAAGAGGGAGAGGGGUGGAGAGUAGUGGUAGCUAGGUUCCCGUUAUAAUGAAGCAGUGAAGGAGAAAACAGUCGCUGCGCAGCACCAGUGCGUGUUUCAACAUUGUAGUGGUAGAGGGGGCUAUUUUAGUAAGGCGGCGGGGGGCACAAUAGAGAAGGAGCAUGGAAGGGAGACAAAGGCAGCAACUUGUGGAAAGGAAAUGUACUGUCACAGUACACAUAUGUAGAAGCAUUGCCCGUUCUGACUAUUUUUGGGGUCCAGCUGAGAUUGAGAACAGAGAAAAAAAAGAAAAUUGCCUCGCCAUCUUGGCCCUGUGAAAGCGGAUGUCCAGCAAAGCUUUUGAAAACCACCACUACAAUUGCCGAGAGGUGGGGAGGGGGGGGGAGUGUAUGCAAUACUUUCUUGCUUUAGUGUAUUGGUAAUUUAGAGUAAAGGGAGGCAAUCGCACAUAAGUAAGACAUGUUCGAAGCUCGCGUAUGGUCGCCGCGCAUUACUAAAAGCCUGUGAAUGCUUUGGCACAAGGUGUUGCAUGUCCUAUAUUUUGCAUUUGUGCAUUGUUAUUCGAGCUACUGCAUAGUAUCGUGGGACAGCACAUACAAAACAUAUUUUAAAUCUAUUAGCUGCUUACAAAAUAGGGCAAUAAGAAUUAUUACAUUUUCAAAUAGGACGGAUUCUACAGAAUAACUGUUCUAACUGACACGUGUACUUCUGCUGGACUCUGUUCAUAUAUUAAGUGUUGCUGACAUAAUACAUAGAAUAAUUAAACAUGAUGACCCUUUCCCACUAAGCACUUUUACGUUACCUGCGCACUGUACAAGGGCUGCAGCGAACAACUGUUUUAAUUUACCGGUUGCCAGAAAUGCCUACGGUCGAAGGGUAAUAGAAUUUCAAAGCGCCCUCAUUUGGAAUGCCAUACCGACUGAUGUGAAAGCAGCACACAAUUUUUCCGCAGCCAUGAAGCGUUUCAUGGUCAGUGCAUAAGUGGUACAAUUGGAUAAAUGGUCAACUUGCUUGCUGUUAUCCUCUAUGAUUGAAUCAUGUGUUUUCUAACGUGUAUUCAGUUUUGUUUUCCUUUUGUCACUGUGGUUACCGUUUGCCAAAUUACGUAGGCAUGUCAAACAAUUGGUCCCAUUACUAGCCAGCCAGGCUAUGGGACCAAACAAGUUUUGCGAAGUUUUCUGUAAUGUGAAGAUCCAGAUGACGAAAAAAAAAAGAUAAUUUUGACAGCAUGCUGCUCAUUCACCAUUCACACUGAUCCUUGGGGGUCCUAAGGGUUGCCUACCCAUAGCAGCGCUGCAACAACAAUGAAAUCAGUAGCUGGGCUGGUUAAUUUAUCUACAAAAGGCUGGUGAUGUCACUCCCCACAUCGCAAGCUGCCGUUGCCACGGGUUCCAGAACAUACUGCGUCAAGCCAAAACUGUCAACCAUGUUUUUCAUUUCUAGAUCAAUAUGGCUUGCGUUCAAAACCGCACAUGUACCAUUUUCUCAUUUCAAGCCUGGCAAAUUAAAAUCACCCGCUAGUAAAAUGGUUUGGUCAGACCUCUGAAACGAUGUUGUAUAACAUUUUUUUUGUUGCUUUACAAUGAAAUAACCUUCUUUUAUUAGCACAUUACUUUAUUUCAUUGUUCUAUCUUGUUAGUUUGUAUUUAUAUAACAAUAUGCUGCGUAUAAUCGUUUGUUGAAUGCAUCCUACUGCUGUUUAUACCAUUAUCAUGUAUGCAUUGUGAAACAGGAGGUAUCCUGGACUUUGGGACCUCCUAAUGUACUGCUGAAGAUAUAUGCCUGUUUUCUCUUGUGCUGCAAAUA
This is a messenger RNA of Dermacentor albipictus, 5522 nucleotides long. Its product is annotated as protein arginine N-methyltransferase 9-like. Gene Ontology annotation, biological process: peptidyl-arginine methylation. The record is from RefSeq and is a predicted model, not a curated record. Lineage: Eukaryota; Metazoa; Arthropoda; Arachnida; Ixodida; Ixodidae. Gene Ontology annotation, molecular function: protein-arginine N-methyltransferase activity; protein binding. Gene Ontology annotation, cellular component: nucleus.